GUACCGGAUAAACAACGCAGGUAAACAAAAACAAAAAGGGCCCGGAUGUAAGCAUGGGACGACCUGUACGCAUGCGCUAUACAUGCGGCCAACAUGUCGGACGAUAAUUCGGACGCGAAGCCGGCAGAAGGUUCAGGAUCGGGGGACCAGCAGUAUAUCAAACUCAAAGUUAUGGGCCAGGACAACAGUGAGAUCCAUUUCAAGGUGAAAAUGACCACCCAGAUGAGGAAGCUCAAAGAGUCAUACUGUCAGAGACAGGGAGUUCCUAUCAACUCAUUGCGGUUCCUAUUUGAUGGACAACGCAUUAAUGAUGACCAGACACCAAAGGAGUUGGAAAUGACAGAUAACGACAUAAUAGAGGUGUACCAGGAGCAGACAGGAGGGGGGGAACACUGAGCCAAGGCAGCUUCCUGCAUUCCAACCUACCCAAAUCACAUGGUCCAUGCAAGCUGGCACAUCUCAUCCCCCCUGUAGAUACAAUGGUGCAGUCCUGUUCUAUCACAUGUACCAAACAAGCUGGGCAAGGAGUUACUGAUCAAGAUAUUAUUCCCCAGUUUGUCAGUGUAGUUUGUAUCACAGCUUUGUAAGAACAUGCAAACAUGGCCCCUUUCUUCACCCCAUGUUGCUUGUGUUUCAUACUUUGUCUUGAUAGAAUUGUGCUACACAGUUGUAUCACUAGUGGUGAUGAGAUUUGACAGAAUCCCCACAUUGUCUGUUGUUCAUACUACCAGGACAACUCCACUUGCAUUCCCCUUUUCACAGCAAGGAACCCAGACAGAAGAGGCAGCAAAUUUUGCUUGCAGUAUUUUGAGGAAAAAGUUGACAUACCCUGUAGUUUUUCAUUGGGACAGGGGUGGAAUAGUGGAAAUACAAAAAUAGUUGUCCCCAAAUGCCUGCUUGCUUUUUGGAAAGUCUGGUACAUUGCUACUUAUUGUUCUACUGCGAACAGGGGAUUGCAAUGCAGAAAAGUUGACAAUAUUCUUUUAUUUUAACUUUAAUAUCUAGUAAAAUGUUGUAAUGUCCCUGGUGGCUUUGGGGUUUCAGUGCCUCAUUAUCUGUUCGUCCCGGAAAAACAAAAAGAAAGGAUGAAAUGUUCACAAGAUCACAUACUGAAGUCUUAGGCUUUGUUUGCUAAGUGUAUAGAAGUUAUAUUGUUGUUUGAAAGACAAGUGGUGUUUAUUUAGUUGUAGUCGUAGAGAUGUUAUGUUCCCCUGUAUAAUAAUCUUUGCUAAACCCUGUGAUUCGAGCUACCAUCAACUGUGACAUACCUACUACAGACAUCAAGGACAGCUGUAAAAAUUAGUAAACCUUUCUUUAACAUGUAUAACUAAUAUUGUCAGUGGCAUUCAUACAGUUCACCUAUAAGCAUCCUUCAUAAAUGCAGCUUGUACCUAUGUGAUUAGUUUCAAAGAUGACUAUUUUUUUCUGCAUAAGAAUAGUGACUUGUUCCUGUGGUACAAGUAAGCAACAGAGUUUUGAGUUUUAUCAUUGUCAGUCAUUUUGUGACCAUCAGUUAGAUUGGCUACCUAAAGAAAUUUCCCAAAUCCGGUGAUAUUGUUAAUCUUCAGUUAGGAUACAUCUUUUGCAUCUUCAAAGCUUGGUCCUGGUGAAAAGUGUAGAUUGUAAACAAGACAUGUAGUUUGGACACUCCAGCCAUUUUAUGUAAAAGAAAUCAUGCUCUGGUGGUCAUCUGAAAUAUUACAUCCACAGUUACAAGAAAACUACCCUAACAUGUAUGUGAGACUUUAUGUUUUAGAUGUUAGUCGUACUAGGGGGGAGGGCCUGCAUUUUGUUAUUACAUGUCCAAGUUGGUAUCCAAUAAAACAUUGUUUCUUUA
Branchiostoma floridae (Florida lancelet) is the source of this 1837-nucleotide messenger RNA. Its product is annotated as small ubiquitin-related modifier 1-like. Gene Ontology annotation, biological process: protein sumoylation. Bases 94 to 396 code for a protein of 100 amino acids. NCBI's taxonomy places the organism in Eukaryota, Metazoa, Chordata, Leptocardii, Amphioxiformes, Branchiostomatidae. Gene Ontology annotation, cellular component: nucleus; PML body. Gene Ontology annotation, molecular function: protein tag activity; ubiquitin-like protein ligase binding. The transcript is spliced from 5 exons. The record is from RefSeq and is a predicted model, not a curated record.